This is a messenger RNA of Acanthochromis polyacanthus (spiny chromis), 826 nucleotides long. It is a transcript of the gene crygmxl2, whose product is annotated as crystallin, gamma MX, like 2. The coding region runs from base 38 to 565 and encodes 175 amino acids. The transcript has 3 exons. Gene Ontology annotation, biological process: lens development in camera-type eye; visual perception. Gene Ontology annotation, molecular function: structural constituent of eye lens. NCBI's taxonomy places the organism in Eukaryota, Metazoa, Chordata, Actinopteri, Pomacentridae. The record is from RefSeq and is a predicted model, not a curated record.
CGGGCAAUAGUGCGCAAACAUCCACAGGCCUACAACCAUGGGAAAGAUCAUUUUCUACGAGGGCCGCAACUACCAGGGCCGCCACUGGGAGUGCAGCAGCGACUGCAUGGACACCUUCAGGCACUUCAACUGCUGCAACUCCAUCCGUGUCAGCGGCGGUCACUGGGUGGCCUACGAGAAGCCCAACUACAUGGGUUACCAGUACAUCCUGGGCCCCGGCGAGUACCCCGAGUACAACACCUGGAUGGGCUUCAACAACUGCAUCCGCUCCUGCCAGAUGUUCCCUCCUUAUAGAGGAUCCUACAGGAUGAGGCUCUACAACAGGCCUGACCUGAUGGGACACACUAUGGAGUUCAUGGACGACUGCCCCAACGUGUACGAGCGCUUCCGCUACCGUGACAUCUACUCCGCCAACGUCAUGGAGGGUUACUGGAUCUUCUACGAGCAUCCCAACUACAGGGGACGCCAGUACUUCCUGCGUCCUGGAGAGUACAGGGCCUGUGGUGACUGGGGCUGCCACAACCCCAUGGUGGGCUCUUUCAGGAGGAUGAGGACUCAGAUGUAAAGUCUAUCUAUGCGCAACUUAACAUUAAACAUGUAAUUUUAAAAUAAUAAUACACUUGGUGAGCUUAUUUGAAUCAUGCAACAUACAAACAUGUCGUAUAAUAAUGCUCCUUGUUAUGUGUCCAACUCAGAAAAGCUGCUUGAUGAACCAUGUCGCUGUUAAACGCCUAUAGAAACAAACCAAAUCUGUUCUGCUCACUGCUCUGUUCAUCUACACAGUCUGCAUGUAAGGUUUCCGGCAUUCACGCCAAAUAAAGGCACA